Carassius gibelio (silver crucian carp) is the source of this 5344-nucleotide messenger RNA. RefSeq names its product scavenger receptor cysteine-rich type 1 protein M130-like. NCBI's taxonomy places the organism in Eukaryota, Metazoa, Chordata, Actinopteri, Cypriniformes, Cyprinidae. The transcript has 27 exons. The coding region runs from base 304 to 5088 and encodes 1594 amino acids. The record is from RefSeq and is a predicted model, not a curated record. Gene Ontology annotation, cellular component: membrane.
AACUAGAUUAAUCUGGUGGUUUCAUAGUGAACACUGAGAAUGCUAUGUUUACAGGGUAGAGAUCUCAGCAAAAAUUUCAUGACCAAAAUGCAGAAGUGAAACAAUUAUUUGGACCAACAACCAAGAUCAAAAAUAGUGUCUUAUCACUGUGGAAAAAAGGGACAUGUGAUUGCCGGGCACAAAGGGCAGAUAGGAAACCAUGUGGUGUGCAGGCACAAUGGCAAGAAAACAGGAAGCAGCAAUCAGGCUCCACAUAUCCUACUACAUAGCACACUAAGCAAGAAUAGGAAUGCCUACAGAGUGAUGGGGCUGACAGGAGCCAGUUUCUUCAGUGUGUUUGAGGGAGCAGAAGAGAAACUUGUGCUGACAGUCAAACAGACGUGUGACGAGCAGAAGAUGAUGGAGGGAUGUCUGACACUCGUUUUACUCUUCACUAUAUUCACUCUAACCACAUCUGAUUUGGAGACUGUUAGGUUGGUUGGAGGUAACAGUCCCUGCAGUGGUCGAGUGGAGGUUCAUCAUAAUGGUCAGUGGGGAACAGUGUGUGGUGAUAACUGGGAUCUGACUGAUGCUGAAGUGGUGUGUAGAGAGAUGAGCUGUGGAGAGGUUUUAAAUGCAGUGUAUGGGGCUUACUUUGGACAAGGAUCAGGACCAAUCUUGAUGAAUCAAGUGGCCUGUAGUGGAUCAGAGUCAACUCUGAAAGACUGUAGAUCAAGGGGAUGGGGUGUUCAUGACUGUGAUCAUCGAUAUGAUGCUGGAGUCAUUUGCUCAGAAACUAUAAACUAUGGACGAUUUACAAGACUUGCUGAUGGACCUCACCUGUGCUCUGGGAGGUUAGAGAUCCUUCAUAAUCAGACGUGGAUGUCAGUGUGUGACGCUGUCUUUGACCAGCAGGAUGCAGAGGUUGUGUGUAGAGAGCUGGACUGUGGGGCUCCUGUACAGGUGCUGGGAGCAGCUGCUUUUGGCAAAGGAGACACUCAGAUGUGGACACAAGAGAUUCAGUGUAGAGGAGAUGAAUCACACAUUCGACGCUGUCCAUCAUCAAACUCGAUUAAAACAAACUGCACCCAUGAAAAUGAUGUCGGACUGAUAUGUUCUGGUUACACUGAUCUCAGGCUGGUCAAUGGUCCUGACAUCUGUUCUGGUCGAGUUGAACGUCAGUACUUCAGUAAAUGGGGCACAGUGUGCGAUGCAUGCUGGGAUAUGAGAGCUGCCAGUGUCCUCUGUAGACAGCUGAAUUGUGGGAUUGCUGUGUCUGUUGUGGGAUCAGACUGGUUUGGAGAGGGAAGUGGUGAAAUCUGGGCUGAUGUGUUUGAUUGUGACGGGAAUGAAACAAAACUCUCAGAAUGUUCCAUCUCUUCAUGGAGUCGAGCUGAAUGUUCUCACAGACGAGAUGUUGGAGUCAUCUGCUCUGAUUCCUCUCUGGCUCUUCAUGACGGUCUGGUGCGGUUGUCUGGAGAGAGACAGUGUGAGGGGGAGGUGGAAGUUUUCAUCCAUCAGGUCUGGAGGAGAGUUCUGCUGGACUCCUGGAGUCUCUCUGAAUCCUCUGUGGUCUGCAGACAGCUGGGCUGUGGCUCUGUGCUGAAUUUCUCUGGCUCCUCUUCAUCCAGUCCUGAACACAGUCAUGAGUGUGUGACGGGCUUCCAGUGCUCUGGGAGUGAAGCUCAUCUGGGGAACUGCAGAUCUCCACGAACUCUCAGCUGCAGCUCCACACAACAGCUGUCAAUCACCUGCAUCGGUGAGAAGAACAACAUCCGGGGGUCCAUCAGGCUGGUGGGUUCUGGGGGAGACUGUGCAGGGAGGCUGGAGGUUUUUCACAGCGGCUCAUGGGGGACAGUGUGUGAUGACUCCUGGGAUAUUAAAGAUGCUUAUGUGGUGUGCAGACAGCUGCAGUGUGGAGUGGCCCUCAGUAACCAGCAGGUACCAGCCUGGUUUGGUCCUGGUUCUGGACACAUAUGGCUGGAUGAGGUGGAGUGUGAGGGGAAUGAGACGUCCCUGUGGAGCUGCUCUUCUCCAGGCUGGGGAAAACAUGACUGUCAACACAAGAAGGAUGUAGGAGUCGUAUGCUCAGAGUUUAAAGAGAUCAGGUUAACUGAGGGCUGUGAAGGGAAUCUGGAGGUUUUCUACAAUGGAUCCUGGGGUAAUGUGUGCUGGAACCAGAUGGACAGAGAUACAGCGAGUCUGAUCUGUCAAGAGCUGAACUGUGGAAGAUCUGGUGUUUUUUCUGCUUCUACAGCAAGAGUGGAAUCAGCUCCUAACUGGCUGGAUAAAGUUACAUGUCGACCACAUGAUUCAUAUCUGUGGCAGUGUCCAUCUUCACCCUGGGGACAGAAUAACUGUGAUAAUGAUGAAGUGGCCAAAAUCACCUGCUCAAAGGAGGAGAAUCAGGAGAAUCAGGAGUCUCCUCGUAGUCAUCUGACCUGUUCAAUCUCACCAUCUCCUCACCAGAAACAGUGUUCAAAUCAUGUUCCUCUCAGACUGAGUGGAGGGGACGGCCGGUGCUCUGGGAGGCUGGAGGUGUAUCAUAACGCUGUGUGGGGCUCAGUCUGUGAUGAUCAGUGGGACAUCAGCGAUGCUCAGGUGGUCUGCAGGCAGCUGGGUUGUGGAGCAGCACUGAGGGCUGAUGGAAAUUCAGUCUUUGGUGCUGGUGAAGGUGUUGUGUGGAUGAACAAAGUCGAGUGCAGAGGGAAUGAGAUUCACCUGUGGGACUGUCCUCUCUCCCUGAAUAACCACACUGACUGCUCCCGCAAAAAGCUUGUUAGACUCACCUGUGAAGGUCAUAGCCAAACAAAAAGUUACAUUGAUCUCAAGCUGGUAAACGGUCCUGACAUCUGUUCUGGUCGAGUCGAACGUCAGUACUUCAGUAAAUGGGGCACAGUGUGUGAUGCAUGCUGGGAUAUGAGAGCUGCAAGUGUUCUCUGUACACAGCUGAAUUGUGGGAUUGCUGUGUCUGUUGUGGGAUCAGACUGGUUUGGAGAAGGAAGUGGUGAAAUCUGGGCUGAUGUGUUUGAUUGUGACGGGAAUGAAACAAAACUCUCAGAAUGUUCCAUCUCUUCAUGGAGUCGAGCUGAAUGUUCUCACAGACGAGAUGUUGGAGUCAUCUGCUCUAAUUCCUCUCUGGCUCUUCAUGAGGGUCUGGUGCGGUUGUCUGGAGAGAGACAGUGUGAGGGGGAGGUGGAAGUUUUCAUCCAUCAGGUCUGGAGGAGAGUUCUGCUGGACUCCUGGAGUCUCUCUGAAUCCUCUGUGGUAUGCAGACAGCUGGGCUGUGGCUCUGUGCUGAACUUCUACAGCUCCUCUUCAUCCAGUCCUGAACACAGUCAUGAGUGUGUGAUGGGCUUCCAGUGCUCUGGGAGUGAAGCUCAUCUGGGGAACUGCAGAUCUCCACAAACUCUCAACUGCAGCUCCACACAACAGCUGUCAAUCACCUGCCUUGGUCGGGGGUCCAUCAGGCUGGUGGGUUCUGGGGGAGACUGUGCAGGGAGGCUGGAGGUUUUUCACAAUGGCUCAUGGGGGACAGUGUGUGAUGACUCCUGGGAUAUUAAAGAUGCUCAUGUGGUGUGCAGACAGCUGCAGUGUGGAGUGGCCCUCAGUAACCAGCAGGUACCAGCCUGGUUUGGUCCUGGUUCUGGACACAUAUGGCUGGAUGAGGUGGAGUGUGAGGGGAAUGAGACGUCCCUGUGGAGUUGCUCUUCUCCAGGCUGGGGAAAACAUGACUGUCAACACAAGGAGGAUGUAGGAGUCGUGUGCUCAGAGUUUAAAGAGAUCAGGCUAACUGAGGGCUGUGAAGGGAAUCUGGAGGUUUUCUACAAUGGAUCCUGGGGUAAUGUGUGCUGGAACCACAUGGACAGAGACACAGCGAGUCUGAUUUGUCAAGAGCUAAACUGUGGAAGAUCUGGUGUUUUUUCUGCUUCUACAGCAAGAGUGGAAUCAGCUCCUAACUGGCUGGAUAAAGUUACAUGUCGACCACAUGAUUCAUAUCUGUGGCAGUGUCCAUCUUCACCGUGGGGACAGAAUGACUGUGGUGAAGAUGAAGUGGCAAAAUUAACCUGCUCAGAGGAGGAAACUCGUGAGUCGCCUCAGAGUCAUAUGACAUGUUUUACCUCACCAUCUCCUUACCAGAGACAGUGUGCAAAUCAUGUUCCUCUCAGACUUCGUGGAGGGGACGGCCGGUGCUCUGGGAGGCUGGAGGUGUAUCAUAACGCUGUGUGGGGCUCAGUCUGUGAUGAUCAGUGGGACAUCAGCGAUGCUCAGGUGGUCUGCAGGCAGCUGGGUUGUGGAGCAGCACUGAGGGCUGAUGGGAAUUCAGUCUUUGGUGCUGGUGAAGGUGUUGUGUGGAUGAACAAAGUCGAGUGCAGAGGGAAUGAGAUUCACCUGUGGGACUGUCCUCUCUCCCUGAAUAACCACACGGACUGCUCCCACAAAGAGCACGCUGGACUCACUUGUGCAGAUGUGUCAGUGUCCACUACUCCUGCCACAACAUCAUCAGCUUCUCCUCCAGUUUCUCCUUCAGUGCACUCAACAUCAGUCUCUCCUCCACAAACUCCUCCACCAGAGUCUCUCCCAGUGCUUGUGAUUGUUCUGGGAGUUGUGCUCUUACUGCUCUUAGUGCCACUGCUUAUACUGAUUCAGCAGAACAGAGUGAUGAGGAGAGCUCUCUCUAAGAGGAGACACAGGACGAUGUCUGAGGCCGUUUAUGAGGAGAUUCAGCACAGACACAAUCACUUCACUCAGAGGGGGAGUCUCAUCUCUGAAGAACUGCAUUCUGGGUAUGAAGAUGCUGAUGAGUUUCUCUCAGCAAAAGAAUUUAAGACUGCAUAUUAUGAUGAUAUCACCAGCAACAGUGGCCUAAAUGAAGAGAUGAAGGAAAUCACUCUGGGAUACUAUGAUGAUGUCAUCACUGAUGGACUGAAACCAGAUCGUGAGACAGAGGAAACACCGGAGAGCUAUGAUGAUUUCAUGACGAGCGGCCGCAGCACUAAUAUCAAAAAAGUGGACACACCUGAGAAUUAUGAUGAUGUCAUCAUUAAUAGACUGAGCUCUCAAGAGGUAACAGAGAGAGUUCAGGAGGAGUAUGAUGAUGUGAUGUGAUGUGUCAGUGAAGAUGUGAAAAACCUGUUGGAGUAUGAUAAUGUGAAGGAGGAGUCAAACAAAGAAGUAGGACAUUUGGCUCAGUGAUCAUCCAUUGCCUCGGUUCAACAAAUCUGAACAAAGUUUGAGUGAUAUUGUUACUGAUGUUAAAUCAAGUUUUUAUAUUUUCCCCCAUUUUUGUAUCAACUUUUAAAAUUUUGUCUUUUGUGGAAAUUUUUUGGGCCUUUUAAUAUCAAUAAAAAACAUUUCAGACAAA